Molecule: messenger RNA, 1899 nt
Organism: Fusarium sp. VM40
Lineage: Eukaryota; Fungi; Ascomycota; Sordariomycetes; Hypocreales; Nectriaceae
Source: the annotation of a GenBank genome assembly
AUGGCGACCGAAGAAUAUGAGCCUGGUGAUGUCAUCUACCUGUCCAGCGGUGACGAACGCGAGGCAGCUAGAAAAAAGAGGCCCCUCGAAGAUGCUUCUAGGUCCAAGACCCCCGAUGGACAUGCUUCCUCAGCGCCCCGGCCAAAGCGUCUGAAAACUGAUGCACCUCCAACAUAUGCUCAGGAUAGUGAAUACUCAUCAGACGAUGAAGAGAAGGGCACGAGAAAAUCAUCAACGAAACAGAGCACGUCUGGCAAGUCGGCACCGGAAAGUUUGGAUGACCUUCCCGAUUUUAAGCAUCUGGAUUUGAGCUUCAAAAUGCCUAAACUUGCUGAGAGGAACGGCGGAUCCUGGCUAAAACGAUUCAAGGACUGGAUCAAAGAAUUUCAUGCGGUCAAUUCGGAAACAUGUCAAGCUAUCACUCCGGUGCUAGCCGAGUCUGCUUACAAUCAGUAUAUCGAUCAACAUGCCGGAGUCAAGCCCAAGAAGAGAAAAAACGCAAAGCAGGUUGCAAAGGAAUUUGAAAGCACAGGCGAACUAGAAGCUCUUCUCCGAACUCUCCAGUCUUCAUAUGCUUCUGGACGUAACCAGUCCACUUUGGAUAACUGGGUGAAGAAGGCGCCGCAGAAGGAACCAGUUCAUAAAGGAAAACGUUCCCGCGGUUCUAGUGUUAGCGAGGGAGAGAUUGACGAAACGAACGAGAAUGAGUCCGAUAGCGAAGCUGAGUACGAACCAACUCUAAACAGAGGCGAGAGGACAGGAGAGGACGCAAAAGAAGGAUCAUCGUCGGCCACAAACGUCCCGACAAAUGGCGACGCAACAUCUCACCAGGAUCUCCCACCUAUCGACACUCACAGGAAUGUCCCUACCGGGAAUGAGGCGUUGGAACAACAGCGCAGAUACUUCCCCUCAGCCAACGAUCCUGCCCAGAUGUGCCUUCUUUGCGGGCUUAACACACAUCUGGCAACGAGUUGCCCAACGCUUAUCUGCUCAUGUGGAAGUCUGGAACACUCAGAUAUAUGUUGUCCGGAAAAGGAAAGAUGCAACAAAUGCCGUCAACUUGGCCACGAAGUAAGCCAGUGCACUGAGAAGCUGGCGUUGACCAAGGAAGAGGGCCUCGCUUGCGUUUUCUGCAGCUCAAAGGACCAUCUGGAGGAGCAGUGCACACAAGUGUGGCGAUCGUUUCAUCCAGAUGCAUCCACUGUGAGGAAAGUUGCGUUUAUUCCUGCGUCAUGUUCCAUGUGUGGGAGCGAUAGACACUUCUCCUCUGACUGCAAUUCCCAACGCGGCACUCUGUCCAACCCGACUUGGUCUGUGAAGAACCGCGACCAGUACAUCGACCCCGACUGUGGCAUGGCGGCGAUCGAGGAGGCAACAGGGGGACAGCAGAAGGCAAAAGCUGCAAAGGGCCCCGACCUCAGGAUCCGAGGCCACGCUGCGCGAACGACAAAUAUCCACUACUCAGAGAGUGACGACUCAGAAGUAGAGUUUCUGGGCCACAAGCGCGUUCAGAAGCCAGCGAUCGGACAGAUUCGGAUGGCCAGCAACCUCCAGAUGCCAAAUAUGCAGAAUGGCAGGUCGAGAGGAAACAACAGACAGAAUGGCGCACCAGUCCAGCCCCCCCUCCCUCCUGGUCCUCCUCCAUCUGGACCACCACCUCCGCGAAGUUCGUUUCGACAUCCUCCUCCAGGUGCUUCAUCCGGACCGUCUUCAUCGCUGCCGAGAAAACCUCCUGCACAAGACUACAGAAACGUCCCCCCGCCACAUCAACAAGGCUCGCAAGGAUCGGGGAGGUCGUACGGGAACAACGCGCCCCAGGGGUCCAAGUCUAGAGGGGGUGGGCGUGGUGGCCGUGGGGGACGAGGAGGUCGUGGACGCGGCAGGGGGAGGGGCAAAUAG